AUGAGGCUUGCAGCCUCAGCCAACUUCAAAUGCAGCCGUCCCGGCAUUCCUGUUGUCGAUGAAGAUGUCGGUCCUGGGCUCACUACAAUCGACGGCGAUAUCAACGUGGUCAUGUUCACGCGCAACGGUGCUGCAGUGCGAACGAAAAACUUUGGCGCUCGUAAUGCCCAUGGAUUCACUUACUGGCCCAAUGCAGACGCUAUCGACAGAAAGGAAGGCACGGGCUAUUACGGCUUCUUCGUGACCACUAGCGCAGCCGAACAAGCCAUGUGGAAUACCGCAGAUCCAACAUGGAAAAGAUGCUGCCGAGCUCAAGCAGCUUUCAAUGUCACGCUUGGCCUGACUUCAGGAUACGUCAGCCCUCUCAGCACAGUCUCUGCCUGGGUCGAGUGUGGUGGCGCAGCUGCGAGCAUUCCCACAGGCUGCGCUCGCCAAUUGACCAGAGAACGAGAAGUCCAAUGCUCACCGGCCUUUCACAGCAUUGCGGACGUGACAAUCCCUGCAUUAGAGGUGCCAAAAAUUCAAGUCUAUCAGUUCUAUUAUCAAGCUGCAGGCCAAUGUCAACUAGCUGGCUGGCGCCGCGAAGGAGCCACAUGGAUGAGCACCACAAUGGGCCCAUUGAUCAGCACCAUCGUCACGAUCGCGCUCCCCGCACCCACGAGCACUGCUGAGCUGAUCAGUUUUGAUGGCGGCCGCUUCUUUGCUAAUAUCAAAGAGGUCAGAUACCCUGGCACUGAGCUUGUGACCAUACGAUUCACAGCCACGCUCAAGGAGUAUGGCAUGUUGCAGAACAACUGGGUACCAGAGGAACAACCAUGCUGCAACGCAAUCUCGUUCGCUUCCAUCAUCGUUGGCGCUUACAGACGCCAUGUGAAUAUAUUGCUCGGUAGCCCGGCUGGAUGUGGGCCGAUGUGCGUCGCGUGCCUACCAAGCAAGCUCGUGUACUCGGGCCGAGAAAGCAGAUGCAAACUUCAAUACGAUCCCGAUGUCAAGUUCACUUGCAAGGAUGUCAAGCGACGACUCGAGCUCAUGACGCUGUCGUCUGUACAGUAG
This is a messenger RNA of Mixia osmundae IAM 14324, 1053 nucleotides long. RefSeq lists its product as uncharacterized. The transcript has 4 exons. The coding region runs from base 1 to 1053 and encodes 350 amino acids. NCBI's taxonomy places the organism in Eukaryota, Fungi, Basidiomycota, Mixiomycetes, Mixiales, Mixiaceae. The record is from RefSeq and is a predicted model, not a curated record.